This is a messenger RNA of Coniosporium apollinis CBS 100218, 1320 nucleotides long. RefSeq lists its product as uncharacterized. Bases 1 to 1320 code for a protein of 439 amino acids. The record is from RefSeq and is a predicted model, not a curated record. The transcript has a single exon. NCBI's taxonomy places the organism in Eukaryota, Fungi, Ascomycota, Dothideomycetes.
AUGCCGCCCACAACAUCCACCAUACCCGUCCUCCCUCUCCUCCGCAGCUUCGCCAAAAGGCCGUCCCGCUAUCGUCCAUCUACCGCCUUCCGCCCUUCCCGUCCGCUAACCACAACACCCACCACCCACCACCCGCACCCUGGCUCGCGCUCCCUCCCCUCCGAGGCCGAUAACAACAACGAUUCCUCAAUAAAAUGGUUCGAGCAAGACCUCCACUCGCCCCAGUCCCCACGCCGCCCCCUCUCCGCGCCCCCCGACACAGCCGAAGCGGCGAAACUCGCCGCCGAGAUCCGCGCCUUGGGCGCCGAGACGGGGGACACGCUCUCCUCGGCUUCGCGGCUGGCGGAUGAAGCGUUGUUGGGGCCACUGAAGGGGGAAGAGCGCGAACGGGUAGCGAGGGCGCUGAAGGAACGGCGGGAGAGGGCUAGAGAGCUGAGGGUUGGGAGGGUCAGGGGCGUGGGGAGACGGGAGGGGGGCGCGGUCAGGAAGUUUGAGGAGGCGGUUAGAGAUGCUGCGUUUGCGUUGCCGGAGGCAGGGACAUUGUCUGGGGCUGUCGGGGCUGGAGAAGAGGCGGAAGCGACGGUGCCGAUGCCUGUGAGGAAGCAGCUUUGGAGAUGCUAUGCCAGGGCCAAGAGGCGAUAUCCCGAGGCUUUUCUUGAGGCGCUGCCGGAGAAACUGUGGUCACUGCUUUGGACGACGCAGACGGCCGCCGGACCGGAGAAUCCGCUCGCGUUGGCGCACGCGAAGGUGCUGGUUGAUGAUAUGCAGUCUGUUGGACGGGAACUGACGACGGCGCAGUGGCUGUUGGCACUGGAAGGAGAGUUUAUUACGGGCGAUGAGGGCGCACAGGAGGGUGCGCUGAGGAAAUGGGAAGAGCAAUACGCGGCGCAACGAUCACGGCGUGACGGGAAUACCGAUGAGGCCGCUGGAAGCGACAGCGGUACGACCGGAGAAUCAGGAGAGAGCAGUGGAAGAGCAGAGUUCUUGCAGCUUGGUCUGCGAAUGCACGCGCUGCUGGGAGACGUAGGACGAGCCGAAGAGAUCAUGGAUGAGCUUUGGAAGAUGCAGCCGGACAGAGACCCGAGGGGCAGGAUGCCUGUGUUACGGGCGUGGUUGAGGGUGGGCGGGGAGGAGGGCCGGAGGAAGGCCUGGGAGCUGUACGGGUUGAUGAGAACAGAGUUAGAGGAGAGAGGAGAGAUGGGCGAAAACGAGUUUGACACGUUCUUCGUGGCAUUUGGGGAGGCGGGGGCCAAGGAGGAGGCAAUGGAGAUACUGGAAGAUAUGGAGGAUGAGUGGAAGGGGAAGUGGGAGAUAGUGUGA